AUGAUUGUGACAAUACCAUCUUGAGGGUCAGAUGGUCCAUCAGGCGCAAGGCGAAGAGUGUGUUUGGUGUUUGGCUGUGUGACUGUGUGUGUGUGUCGCCGGCGGUGAUAAGUGUGUGACAGCUGCCGACGCCGGGAACCGCUUCAUCAGAAUUAAUAUCUGUUUGUGAGGGAGCCAAGAAGUUGCAGGAUGGCUCCCAAAAAUACCACGCAGCUGUUGACCAAGCUACGAGCAUUAAUGAAGAAUACUGCCCAUGUUCCUCGACAAAUCCAUGCUUACAUUGUUCCGUCAGGGGAUGCACACCAAAGUGAAUACAUUGCUCCGUGUGAUCAACGGCGAGCCUUCAUUAGUGGCUUCACUGGAUCAGCGGGAACUGCCAUCGUCACAGAGAAGGAUGCUGCCCUAUGGACUGAUGGACGCUACUUCCUGCAGGCCAGCCAAGAAAUGGACGACAACUGGACACUGAUGAAACAAGGCUUGCCUAAAACCCCAAGUGAGGCCAAGUGGUUAAACAAGACUCUGGAUGUGGGUUCUGUGAUUGGAGUUGAUCCUUACCUGUUGGAGGCUGAUGUUUGGCGAGACCUGUCCAGGGAGCUGCAAGGGGGUGGCCAUUCUAUCAUUGCUGUUCCUGAGAAUCUCAUCGAUCUCAUAUGGACUGAUCGCCCAACUCGCCCUGCUGAAUGUGUGGUGCCCCUUGAGGAGAAGUACACUGGCUGCAGUAUUGAAGACAAAUUGAAAAAUGUGAGGCAGGAACUUGAUGAAGAAAAUGCUUUUAUGAUCAUCAUCACUGCCCUGGAUGAGGUUGCUUGGACAGAACAGAUUUGUUGCACUGUUAUCUCAUUAGUGGCUCUGGCUGUUCAAGCUAUUGUUCUGAAGUGUGCAAUGAUGGCCCUUCAGUUUGGAAAGAUAUGGAUCUGUAAUCACUCCUCCCAAGCCAUCACACAGCUAGUACCUAAAGACAGAAGACUCACCAAGCUAUCACCAGUUGCAAUCAUGAAAGCCAUUAAAAAUCCCACUGAAAUCAAAGGAAUGGAAUCCUGCCAUCUGCGUGAUGCUGCUGCCCUUUGUCGCUAUUUUGCUUGGCUUGAGAAGGAGGCUGCCAGAGGAACUCAGACAGAAAUUUCAGGUGCUGACCAACUCCAGAAAUUCAGAGAAGAAUUAGAUGACUUUGUUGGAUUAAGCUUUUCAACAAUAUCUUCUGUGGGUCCCAAUGCUGCUAUUGUCCACUACAAACCCUCUUUGGAGACAGAUGCCAGGAUCACCACGAAGGACGUAUAUCUAUGUGACUCUGGUGGACAGUACAGAGAUGGAACCACAGAUGUGACUCGCACUUUGCACUUUGGCACUCCCUCCAAGUUUCUACAAGAUUGCUAUACUAGGGUCUUAAAGGGAGUGAUAAGUGUGGCAACUUGCAUCUUUCCUACAAAAACUAAGGGCAACUGCUUGGACUCCUUUGCCCGAAAAGCUUUGUGGGAUGUUGGUUUGGACUAUGGGCAUGGGACUGGUCAUGGCAUAGGAAUGUACUUGAAUGUGCAUGAGGGACCAAUGGGAGUGUCGUGGCGUUCCUUUCCUGAUGAUCCAGGCCUGCAGGAGGGCAUGUUUCUCUCUGAUGAGCCUGGAUACUAUGAAGAUGGAAAAUUUGGUGUUCGGAUAGAAAAUAUUGUGAGGAUUGUUAAAGCAGAUACGGAACACAACUUUAGAGAUCGAGGAUUCUUGACCUUUAAAACAGUGACCAUGGUGCCCAUUCAAACCAAACUUAUUGAUCCAGCUCUACUUACAAAAAAAGAGGUGGAAUGGCUCAAUGCUUACCAUGCAGAAUGCCGGGAAAAGGUGGGAGAGUUGCUGCUGCAACAGGGACACAAAGAAGCAUACAACUGGCUCUUGAAAGAAACUGAACCCAUUGGCUAGAAGCAGACCAUUAUUCUGUGUAUAGAGUAAGACAAAUUAAUUGUACCUGGUUUGUAGGCUUUUGAAAAUUUUAGUGCUGAGGAAAUGUUUUUAGACUUGACUGAUGAUAAAAUCUUAAAUUUUAAAGAAUUUUUAAACUAUGAUACUUUUCAGGUAUACAAUAUUUUAUUCCUUAAUUGCAUCCUGUGAUGAAUAAUCUCCAUUAAGUCAUUCUCUUCUGUAAGUGUCUAUCUUUCUGUGCUUCCAAAAGAUAAUGUCUUUUUAAAUUUCAGAUGAACAGAACGAGGAAUACAUUAUACAAUUUUAAAAGUCCUUGGCUUUUCACAUACCAUGGUCUUGUCCUCAACAUUACCUCAUCCUUGCUUCAAGCAUUGUAUUAAUUUACACCAUUGUACAAAAAUACUUUUUCAAUUUUUGUACACAUUUUAUAAAAUCCACAUUUAUUACAAAACAACACCAAAAUAGAGGUCUUUUCCUUGCAGGAGUUGCAUAAGUAUAAAUCGAAAGUAAUCUUAAAACUAUGACAUAACCCAAUUUGUAGACCAUCAUAUUCCAUAACCAACUUAUGAAAUUUGUAUGUUUGUCAUCCUGGAUUAGUUUUUAUGAUAUGUCACAAAAUAUGUUCUAAUAUAUAAAGUAUAUUAUUUUUCUUUGUAUAUAAAUUGGAAAUGCUAGCUAACUGAUUUGGACUGUAAUAUCAUGAUUUAGCCUAUUCUCUUUAUUGUUUGUUUCUCAUAACAGGUACAGAUUCACCUACUUAAUUUUGUCCCUUCCCAACAGUUCUACAGCAACAACAAAAAAAAGGGAGGGGGGGGGGGUGAAGAAAACAUUUGUCUUACUUAUAUAACAGUUUUUUUCCCUAAGUCCCAGAGUUUUAUUUCAGGCUUUAUUACUGAGACAUGUAUAAGUAAGAUCUAUGAAAUAGUUAGCACUGAUGUAUAAGUUUUUAUAUAAGACAGUUGGCAUUGUUUUUACUGUUUUGAUUGAUUAUGGGAUUAAAAUAAUUGCAACAA
Molecule: messenger RNA, 2921 nt
Organism: Portunus trituberculatus (swimming crab)
Lineage: Eukaryota; Metazoa; Arthropoda; Malacostraca; Decapoda; Portunidae
Gene: ApepP
Product: xaa-Pro aminopeptidase 1-like
Exons: 13
Coding region: 190-1908 (572 amino acids)
Molecular function (GO): metalloaminopeptidase activity
Source: RefSeq, a predicted model, not a curated record